AUGCCGGCGCAGCAGCCAUAUUUGCAAGGUUUCCAGGGCGAAACGUACGAGCCGACGUUCGACCCAAAGGCCGUUACGCGUGCCAGUUGGGAACCCAAACCCAGGAAACCCAAGCCCAAGGGGCCAUUGGUUUCGUUCAAUCGCCAUCCUGAUGCCCACAUGGUUUUGCAGCAUCGAUCGGGUAACUACAAGCUUAUGGGACCUCGGACAAAGAAGGCUAUCCGCUAUCUGCGACGAGUACAGCUAUUCCUACGUGUCCUCGAGCUCAAUGGGGCCCUCGGUAUUCUGGUUUUGAUGAUUCUACUUGACAAGAUCGAAACUGUAACAGCCUUAGUGAUGAGAAUCACGCCGGGAAUUGUGGCCCUCAAUUGUUGUUACGCCAUUUAUCAUCUAUCUCGUGAUGCGGCGAGCCGUCCGCCUUCCUCCUCAUCUGCGUACCAGCUCUUCUCUGGUGUUGCAGAUAUGUGUACCCUUGGCCUGUACGCCUACUCAGCCUUUACUGUUCAUAAUGAUUCUGCGGGAUGGACGACUCGGCUGUCAGACCAAGGUCUUCUCGAGUAUUUCAUCCCAGCAAUCUAUUACACCCUAAUUGGAACAGGUGGCCUUCACUUCUUCACGUUGGCCAUAUCACUCUGGCUGGCUUAUGCAUUCCGACAAAUUAGUCUGAUGCCACCUGACAUGAACCCAUUGGAGGACCAUCUCACAGCUCGCCCCUUCCAUAAGAGAAACAAGUCCUCCAUGACGACUCUCAAUAGCGACACCAACGAGAAGCGCAUGUCAACACCCUACAGCCCGGACUCUCGUCGCCAAUCUGUAGCAAGGUCCGAUGUAUCUCGCCCAACGUCUAUUCCCUUCAUGCAUACCCGUGAAGGUUCCCGCACCUCUCUGACCGCUGCCCGCAUGUCUCGGGACCUUCAAGGCUCGCUGGAUCAAGAGGACAGUCUAAGGCGAGGCUCUGUUCUUUCACACAAUACAAAGCUGCCCUCUUUCCGCUCCUUGCCCAGCCAACGUGGAGCUUAUUCAGAGGUCCCUCUCCAGGAUGAUUCUGCUGCUCCGCCUCGUUCAGGCACAUCUUCAUCUUCCCAAGAAGGGGGUGAUCAACGCAGAGUUGCCAAAUUUACCGAAACAUGGGCACCAACUGAUUCUUUAAUCUCAAGGACAAACCAGAAGAAUCGCAAUGCUGCAGUUGCAAUGCGCCAGGACAAUAGAAACACUUAUGCUGCCUUGGAGCAACGCUACUACGGUGAUGAAGACUCAGAGUCGGAUUAUGAGAAUUACCACACCUACGCUCAUGACAGUGACCAAGAGGAAAUGGAUUUGGCCAAACAACAUAGACAUCCCAACCCACUCGGAUCAAACCCCCAGGCUCCAUCACACGCUAAAGAAAAUGAGCCGAACUGGCCUUUCCAUGCUCCGUCAGAUGAUGUGACGGAGACCUCAUUACAAAGAUCUACUUCCUUGUCUGAGAUUAGCCAUAAUCAGCGAAAAGCUAGCGCGAGUCAAGACAUAACUGAGCAAACGCCUUCUCCCUCAACGUCGCCAAAGAGGAAAACAUGGCAGCCAAGGAAGUACACACCCGUUCAAACCACCAUCGGUUUUUACUCCAAGCCUUAUGGAGACCUCAAGAGCGCGACACCUCCCAUCAUGGUUGGAGCUGAUCGAAAGAUCUCGUCUGGCAACGAUUUCGAGUCCAACGCUUCUCAGGCUUAUGGCCGUCGCAACGUCAGUGGAAAGAUUGCCGAGGAGGGCCGAGCAGGUGGCAGUCGGCUCAGCAAGUAUGGUUUCUACUCCAACAAAAAGAACUGA
Clonostachys rhizophaga is the source of this 1806-nucleotide messenger RNA. Lineage: Eukaryota; Fungi; Ascomycota; Sordariomycetes; Hypocreales; Bionectriaceae. The record is from the annotation of a GenBank genome assembly.